Leguminivora glycinivorella is the source of this 1521-nucleotide messenger RNA. RefSeq names its product MKI67 FHA domain-interacting nucleolar phosphoprotein-like. The record is from RefSeq and is a predicted model, not a curated record. Gene Ontology annotation, cellular component: nucleolus. The transcript has 8 exons. Bases 100 to 1464 code for a protein of 454 amino acids. Gene Ontology annotation, molecular function: RNA binding. Gene Ontology annotation, biological process: maturation of LSU-rRNA from tricistronic rRNA transcript (SSU-rRNA, 5.8S rRNA, LSU-rRNA). NCBI's taxonomy places the organism in Eukaryota, Metazoa, Arthropoda, Insecta, Lepidoptera, Tortricidae.
CAUGUCUCGGCUCGGCACUCUCGGCGGAGUCCGUCUUGCUGAUUUGCAGCGUGCAGUGCAGUGAUUUUGUUUAACAUUAUUUAACUUAUAGCAUUUACUAUGGAGGAAAACGUAGCUUUAGACUCCACAAAGCAGAGGAAAUUCAACAAAUCUAUUAAAGGAAUUAAAAAGCUUUUAAAGAAAAAUGAAGAUAAACCCCAUACGCCCGCGGUACUGGCCCCAAAGGAUGAUGAAAAUAAGAUACAAAAAGCGAAGAAAAAGCGCCCAGAAAGAGGAUUGGUGUAUUUAUCUCAUAUCCCGCACGGAUUUUAUGAGCAUGAAAUGACACAGUAUUUCAAGCAGUUUGGCAUGGUGACCAAGGUGCGUGUGAUUAGAUCCCCGCGAACCGGCCGCUCCAAAGGCUAUGCGUUUGUGGAAUUCCGAGAGCCCGCUGUCGCUGAGAUUGUGGCUGAGACUAUGAACAACUAUCUCAUGGGGAAGAGACUGAUCAAAGGUAUAUUUAUAACCCUCUGCCCGCAUUCAGAGACCUUCACUACGGGUCACCUGUCAUGUCAUUGCCGGGCUCACAAUGCUGAUAAGACUGAUGCAGAGCAUAUAAAGAAGGCUAAAAAAAUGCUUUUAAAUCUUCAGAAAACUAAGAAGAAGCUCAUUGAUCUAGGCAUAAACUAUGAUUUCUUCAAACCCGUUGAUGUUCCCGCAGCACUCUUAGAAAAUGUUAAAUCCGAGUCAGGAGAUAAAGCAGUUAAAGUAAAGAAAGAGAAAGUGGAAAAGCAGAACAAAAAGAAGCAAACCAAUGCUACAGAAAAGCAGACAAAAGAAAAGAAACCAGAAAUCAAACAACAAAAGUUACUUGAAGGAAAAAACAAGAAAGAGGUCAAGAAACCUCAAGAAAGUGAUAAGGCAAAACAGAACGAGAAACAAAAGAAGAUGCAAGCAGCUGGUGUGAAUCUUCCAGAAAACUUCAUCAAAGUCGCGGAGGAGGAAGAAGACAGUGACAGUUCUUUAGACUUUGACUCUGAUGAGUAUGAGAAAAUGCUGGAGAAUGAUUCUGAUGCGUCUUCCGGUGAUGAAAGUGACGAGGAAGAAGAUGAGGAUGGGGAAAGUGAUGAUGAAGAGGGAGAAAGCGAUGAUGAAGAAAGUGAGGAAGAAGUACCACAAUUGGUACCAAUCAAGCAGAAAAAGGGCAAAAAGCCUCUUGUAGCUUUGCCUCCCCCUAAGCAAAGUAAAGUACCUCAGCCACCUCAGCCCAUGAAAGCUCAGAAACCUCAACCCAAAAAAGCGCAGAAGCCUCAACCGCCUCAGCAUAAAGGGCCAAAAUCGGCUAAUAUUGCAGAAGCCAAGAAAGCAUCUCCAUCCCAGCAGGGCGUGAAAAGGAAAAACCUCCAACCCGACGUGUCACCCAAAAAGCCCAAGUUUGAAAAGAAACCCAGAAAUAAACAAUUUAAAAAGAAAAAUAAAGUAUAAGUGAUUGUUAAUAUAUAGCGGUAUUUUAUUUUUCUAUUAAAAACGAAAGACAUUUGA